Messenger RNA from Poecilia latipinna (sailfin molly), 1764 nucleotides. RefSeq names its product coiled-coil domain containing 169 (gene ccdc169). The record is from RefSeq and is a predicted model, not a curated record. NCBI's taxonomy places the organism in Eukaryota, Metazoa, Chordata, Actinopteri, Cyprinodontiformes, Poeciliidae. Bases 110 to 838 code for a protein of 242 amino acids. The transcript has 8 exons.
CAGGGGGAACACAUGUUCACAAGGGAACAGUAUUUUGCAGAAACCCGGAAAUGUUGGUUUCCAUGGAUACCAUGAGCUACAAACUUGCCUGCAGUGAAUUUUCGGAAAAAUGGCUAAAGCGAACGACUACCGUAAGUACGACUUGGCACGGCUGCAAGUAGAAAUCGAAGAGGAAAGAGAACUAAAAGAGAUGCUCAUAGGAUCUGUGUGCGACCUGCGAUGUACUGUGGCAGAACUGCAAGAAAGAUUACGUAGUGUUGACGGGGAAGGUAAUGAGUGGAAGACGAGGUUUGAGACACAAGUAGAACUAAAUGGACAGCUGGAGAGACAGAUUUCACACAUUCAGCAGAGGCUGGAGAGCAUCAAAGGAAACCCCGUCGAUCGAUUGGCUUUUAUCCGAUUAUAUGAAGACAUGGGACUUGAAAUGCUUAAAGAACACCUAACAGUCCUGACUGAGGAGAAAACUGGCCUCCAUAAUCAGCUGAAGAACUGCCAUCUUCAAAUGGAACAGGAGGGAAAGGCAUUCCAUAAAACCAACGAUGAAAGGCGGGCAUACCUUACAGAAAUAGCUAUGUUGUCUUCUGUCCGUGAGCCGCAGAGACGGCAGUAUGCCAACCAGCGACAGGGGGCAGCAGAGAGCAAACAGAUCAGAGGAAAAGGCGUCUGUAGGAAAGCACAAGCUGGUUCUAACAAAGGAAUGGAGGAGGUAUUAACAGAACGUCUGAAUGAAGGCGGAGGAGGAGGUGGUGAUUCAACAACAGAGAGAGGAAUGAAGAAGAAAUCCCACAGGGAAAGCAGGUUACCCACCCUGAAGCAUCGGGGAAAACAUAAUCCUUAACCAAAAUCUGUUCCCAUUGGAUAUUUGCAGGGUUCUUUUAUUGGGGGUGGUUAUUCUUGUACAUUUCUGUCAGCUUUUUUGUUUAAGCUUUUAUUUAUUUUCUCGAAGUCUGAUUAUAUAAUGAUUUAAAUACUUAUUCAAAUGUACUUAUAUAAAGGUUUGAAUCAUCAGAAAUCAGACGUUUCUUGCACACACAGGCAGAUAUUUCACUCUUUUACCAAGACAUUUGCAAAAGUCUUUCACCGUGACUUAAGAAUGAGCUUAUUCUGCUCCUUCAAAACUCUGUAACUUUGAGCACUAACUGCUUUCAUCCAGGUGACUAGUUGCCUGGUGUUUUGGAACUAAAUGUUCCCGAAAACUUCAAUGACAGAGUUUGCAUCGUGGGACAUUCACGUUAAGGACUAUGACCAUCUCUACUUUGGGUCACCUGCUCUGCCACUGAGUCAUGAAGCACCCAAAACUUAACUUUUACUUUAAUUUCUUCUAAUUCAUGCACCUGAUACCCUGUUCACUGAACAACCUUUUCUGAUGUAAAGUAAGGCUCUACCUAUUAGUUUAUGGUGAUCCUGGUGCUGGAAGUUAAUGGAAUUAAGGAUUCCUUUUUUUUCUCUCAACAUUUCCCUUCAGUUAAGUGACGUAAACUAAAUCUAAAUUACAUCUGGAAACCCUGCUUUUGAAUUUUAUAGACUUUUGAUACAGUUAGACCUUCGUCAGCUAAUAAUACUUUGAUCCUUCAUUCUCAGGUCCCUUUGAAAUGUUUAAGUAGUUCCAUGUUUUUGUUGCUUUUACUUAAUUCAUUAAAAUAUUCUAAUGCCAUUUCAAAUUACAUCUUUUGUUUUUAUUAUUGUUUCAAAACUGACAAUUCUGUUCAGUUUUUAUAGAAUUGUCAAUAUUCAAAUUCUCAGAAUAAACACAUUUUAGACAAA